Molecule: messenger RNA, 3524 nt
Organism: Papaver somniferum (opium poppy)
Lineage: Eukaryota; Viridiplantae; Streptophyta; Magnoliopsida; Ranunculales; Papaveraceae
Product: condensin complex subunit 3-like
Exons: 12
Coding region: 241-3351 (1036 amino acids)
Biological process (GO): mitotic chromosome condensation
Cellular component (GO): condensed chromosome; condensin complex
Source: RefSeq, a predicted model, not a curated record
UUGAAAUCGUCUGAUCCGAACAAAACAACGCCAGGGGUCUCAUCUGGUACUAGCAGUAUUCAUGACGUACGUUCACAAGUGGGUGAACAAAAAUCCCACCUGCCCCAACAGGACAGUGGACGCCCCUGAAAGUUACAAAACGCUUUAACUCCGUAUUCCCUCUCAAAUGCAGUUCAAAAAACGAAAAGAUAUACUGUAGUAGAGUAGAUCCAGAAAUCUAAAGCGACAGACGUUCCAACAAUGGCAGACAAAGAAGAAGAGAAGGUCCUUAUGUCCAAAAUCGCCAAGAUUUUUGAUGAAUGUCGUCAAUCAAACGCUAUACAUACCCGAAAAUUAAAAGAACUCACUCAAAUCCGUUCAUCUUCUUCUUCUCCUACCAAAUUCUUCUCAGCCUUUUCAAAAACCCUAUUACCUCUAUUUGAUUUCCAAAGAAAAUUAGCUUCCGUGGAAAGGAUUGUUCGAUUUGUUUCUACGUUUGCUGUUCGAAGAGAUGAAAAAAAUGGUAAUAGUAGUGUGUGUGAUGCGUUUCUGGAAGAGUUUAUCCGUUUUCUUCUUAUCGGUGCUUCUGCGGCUAGUAAGACGGCUAGGUUUAGGUCUUGCCAGAUUAUCUCUGAGAUUAUAAUGAGGUUGCCAGAUGACGCAGAAGUAAGCGAUGAACUAUGGGAUGAGGUAAUAGAUUGUAUGAUGACAAGAGUCCAGGAUAAGGUCCCGCAAGUACGUACGUUUGCUGUUCGAGCACUUGCACGUUUUGCUAAUGAUGCUGAGAACAGUGACAUCAUUGAUACAUUUCUUCUAGCUUUACCUCUUGAACAGAAUGCUGAGGUUCGCAAGAAUAUUAUUCUAUCUUUGCCUCCUACCAAUGCAACAGCAGCGACAAUCAUUGAUUGCACACUUGAUGUGAGUGAGUCAGUGCGUAAAGCGGCAUAUUGUGUUCUAGCAAACAAAUUUCCCCUUCAAAACCUUAGCAUCAAGCUUAGGACCGUUAUUCUACAGAGGGGUUUAGCUGACAGAUCCUUGGCAGUUACCAAGGAGUGUUUGAAGUUAAUGAAAGAUGAGUGGCUUGUUAAGUGCUGCAGUGGAGAUCCUACUGUGCUUCUCAAGUUUCUUGAUGUGGAAACGUAUGAGUCAGUUGGUGAAGCUGUGAUGAGGACUCUCUUAAAAGAUGGAAUGGUGAACGUGCACGGUCAAACUAUGCAACAGUUUUUGGUAUCAAGCAGCGAAUCUCAUGAAGCGAAAUGCAUUAAACUUAUGGAAGCUGAGGUUGCUCUGUUUUGGAGAACUCUGUGCAAGCACUUUCAGACAGAAGCACAAGCUAAAGGCUCUGAUGCUGCCACAACAACAGGAACUGAAGCAACAGUAUAUGCCGCAGAAGCGUCCGAUAAUAAUGACCUCCUAGAGAGAGUCCUUCCUGCAACAGUAUCGGACUAUGUAGAGUUGGUGAAAGCGCAUCUUGCUGCUGGAUCAAAUUACCGGUUCACAUGCCGACAGCUACUAUUGCUUGGUGUAAUGCUAGACUUCUCUGAUACUGCGAACAGGAGGGUUGCGAGUGCCUUUGUACAGGAGUUACUGCACAGGCCUCUUGAGCAUGAAGUGGAUGAAGAUGGGGAGAAAGUUAUUAUAGGAGACGGCAUCAAUCAUGGUGGAGAUCGAGAGUGGGCCACUGCUGUAUCAGAGCUGGCAAAAAAAGUUCAUGCCUCUACUGGGGAAUUUGAAGAAGUAGUUUUAGCGGUUGUUGAGGAGCUUGCUCAGCCUUGCAGGGAGAGAACGGCAGACUUCAUGCACUGGAUGCACUGCCUUGCUGUGGUCGGGCUUCUUCUGGAGAAUGUGAAGUCCCUCCGUUGCAUACAAGGUCGAGGAAUGGAGCCAGCUGAAAUUUUGCACUCUUUACUGCUUCCAGGGGCAAAGCAUGUUCACUUGGAUGUGCAGAGGGUAUCACUGAGAUGUCUUGGUCUCUAUGGAUUGCUUGAAAGGAAGCCAAGUGAAGAAUUAGUAAAGCAGUUGAGAAUUUCUUUGGCCAAUUCUCCUUCCCCAGUUAGUAUCAUGGCAAGUAAGGCAUUGGUUGAUCUUGGAAUGUGGCACGGUCCUCAAGAAGUUGAUCUAGUCAUGGGUAGUGAUGUUACAUCACGAGCUGAGGACGAUAAGAAAAGCUUUUCUGCUGUUAACUUAUCUGACACAAAUGAGACUUCGAGUGCUGAGUUGCUUGACCUCUUAUUUGCUGUAAUUGCCAGAGAUCUUUCUGGUGAUCCCAGUGAAACUUAUGACUGUGAGUCAAUUCAAGCUAUUUUGGGUGAAGGGUUUGCUAAAAUUCUACUUCUCAGUGAAAAUUACCCUAGCAUCCCUGCUUCAUUACACCAUGAGCUCUUGGCCAAACUUAUCAAACUGUAUUUUAGUGACGAAGCAGAAGAGUUGCAAAGGUUAAAACAAUGCUUGUCUGUCUUCUUCGAGCAUUAUCCGGCACUCACAGUUGUUCACAAGAGGUGCAUAUCCAAGGCUUUUAUUCCAGUCAUCCGCUCGAUGUGGCCAGCCAUUUAUGGAAAUGCUGGGGGAUCUUCGUUUGUGGUAUCUAAUCUUCGUAAACGAGCAACCCAAGCUUCUCGUUUCAUGCUGCAGAUGAUGCAGGUUCCAUUAUAUUUGAAAGAAACUGAAACAGAGGAAGAAAGUGCAAGAAAGAACUUGUCAGAAAAUACUGAUAAUGACUUUGAGAAUGGGGAGGAAGGGCUUGCAAUUCGAAUUGGUGCCGAGGUGGCAAGCUUCCCAAAGAAGAAGACCGCUGCUGAGAAAGCAUACAUAGCUCGAUUGUGCAAAAUAGCUGUCUUAUUACAUUUUCGAAUAUCAGAGCAAGGUGCUAUUAAAUGCAUGAGAGGACUUUUAAAACACAUGGCUGCUGCGGUACCUACAGAAAAGGAACUUGUGAAGGAGUUGAAUAAAAUGGCUGCACACCUGAAAGAUCUCGACAAAGAACCUGACAAAGAAUUGUCACAAGACCAAGCUAAUUAUAUUAAGGGACGGCUACAACUGGAUGCAGAAAUUGGUGUUGAUGAUUCAAUGGCUGAACUGGCCACACCAGCACCGCGUUCGUCAAGACCCUCAAGGCCUGCCACAUCAAGGAGACAAGUAAGGCGCAACAAGGAGUCAUCGGAUGAAGAAGACGAAACUUCUCCUAUUUCUAUUGCGCAACCCCCUCCUAGUGCAGUUAGCAGUCGAUCCCAGAGAGCGAGCAAGACUGCUGCAUUGAGUAAGAUGUCGAUGAAAACUGCACCUAUCAUUGCCGAGGAAGAUGAGGAAGAUGUUGAUGAAAAUGUGUCUGAUGUUACAACAGAAGAUGAUGAUUCAGAUGAUGAUGAUUUUUAAAGGUAGGCUGGGUUUCCCUUUUGUAAUCAAUCGUUUUUGUUGUAAUCAUCAACUUUGUUUUUGUUGGGUGUACGGGAUUGCCUGCUGAUGUAAAUAUUUUAUCUUGCACUCCUUUGAUAAAUCAACGGUUGUCAUGGCCUUUGAUAAAUCAACAAUUAACGUAUUUGAACCUU